CAAAUGGAUCCUCUCUUUCACUUAACUUGCUAUAUUAUUUGCAAUUAUUAAUUUGCUGUUUCGUUGUGUUGUAAUUUUUUUAGUAAUAAAUGUUACGUAUCAGUUAGCGAGUUAGAUACUUAAAUUAACUGGACAAAUUAACUAUUCAUAUUCAUGAUUACGAGUACGACGAAGAGAACUAUAUGUUAAUCCUUUAAUUAAUGAGACUUGAAAUUAAAGCUUGGCUGGUCCAAUUUUAAAAAUUACUAUAUAUUAUUUUCAUAAUUCAAAAUGUCAUUUCUCCGUGGGUCAGAGAAUUAUGUGUGGUGUACGACUAGUGUUCUGGGUAAAGGGGCAACGGGCGCGGUAUUUCAAGGAGUCAACAAAAAUAAUGGGGAGCCCGUGGCUGUAAAAACGUUCAACCAACUGAGCCACAUGAGACCGCACGAUGUGCAAAUGCGUGAAUUUGAAGUGUUGAAGAAGGUGAAGCACGAGAACAUCGUAAAGCUGCUGGCUAUCGAGGAGGAGCAGGAGGGGCGCGGUAAGGUCAUCGUGAUGGAACUCUGCACUGGCGGCAGUCUCUUUAACAUCCUGGACGAUCCCGAAAAUACAUAUGGCCUGCAAGAAAAUGAAUUUUUAUUGGUGUUGGAACAUUUAACCGCUGGUAUGAAGCAUUUGCGUGACAAUAAUCUUGUACAUAGAGACCUAAAACCCGGCAAUAUCAUGAAAUUUAUUAAUGAAGACGGCACAACAACAUAUAAACUGACAGACUUCGGUGCUGCCAGGGAACUGCAAGAAGAAGAGCAAUUUAUUUCCUUGUAUGGGACUGAAGAGUAUUUGCACCCAGAUAUGUAUGAGAGGGCAGUGUUAAGGAAACCAGUAGGAAAGAGUUUUGGAGCGACUGUAGAUCUGUGGUCGAUAGGAGUCACAUUGUACCAUGUGGCUACUGGACAACUACCAUUCAGACCCUACGGGGGAAGAAGAAAUAAAGAGACAAUGUUCUUUAUAACUACAAAGAAAGCUUCAGGUGUUAUUUCUGGUACACAAACAACAGAUAAUGGUCCAAUAGACUGGUCUCGUGAACUGCCCUCACACUGCCAGUUGAGCGUGGGCCUCAGGAAACUGGUGACUCCGCUCCUUGCCGGCUUGCUUGAAGUAGAUCCUCACAGGAUAUGGAAUUUUGAAAGGUUUUUCUCAGAAGUGCAAACUGUUACCAGUACAAAGCCAAUUCAUAUAUUCCAUGUAAAUAAGGCUGCCAGCAUUAAGGUGUUCCUGAAGCCGGAGGAGAAAUACGAGCAUCUGCAGACGUACGUGUGCGAGCAGACGAGCGUCGUGCCCGAGGCCCAGAUCCUGCUGUACCAGGAGCGGCUGCUGCUGGCCGAGGUCGCCGCCGCCACGCCCGGGAAGAAGUACCCGGACACGACGGCGGAGGAGCCGCUGCUGCUGUUCAACAAGAACAACAACAACGUGAGCAUGGCGCCCGAACCCGACGUGCCCAAGUUCCCCGUCUUCCCCAACAUCGUCUCCGUCGAGAACGACGCCAGCCAGGCCAAGACGGCGUGCAGCGUGGGGCACGUGGUGCGACGCCGCGUGGAGGCGCUGUGUGCCAGUGCCGUGCUGUGCGCGCGCUGCGUGUCGCGCUGGGGCGCGCUGCUGGACUCGCGACUGCAGCGCGUGGACGCGCGCGCCUCGGCGCUGGCCGCGCGCGCGCACUGCCUCGCGCAGGCGGCGCGCGCGCUCGCCCUCGCCGCGCCCGCGACCUGCUCGCCCGUCGCCGCCACCGGCGCGCUGCUCGCCGCGGAGUGCGACGCGCUGCACGCCUCCGCCGCGGCGCUGCGCACGCGACACUCGCCCGACGCGCUGCGGGCCGAGUGGGACGCGGCCGCGGCGCACGAGCCCUGCCCCUCGGAACUCCGCCUGCACCUCAAGGCUAAAACUCUAGUCGAAAGACUGCGCGACUCCUGGCAGCACCUGGUGCGGGACCGCGCCACGCGCUCGCUCACCUACAACGACGAGCAGUUCCACGUGCUGGAGCGCAUCACGGUGGCGGAGACGGGGCGCCGCGUGCGCGCCCUGCUGCAGCGCGCCGCCCCGCUCGCCAGCGCGCGCGCCGACGCCAUCGCCGACUGGUACAAGGUGGCGCAGACGGUGUUCCUGCAGACGCAGAUCCUGGACAAGGACGUGUCGGGCGCCGAGCUGCGGCUGGCGGCGCUGAGCGCGCGGCUGCAGGACGCGGAGCGCGAGGCGCAGGCCGCACUCGGGGGCGCGCACCUCGCGAGUUCCAAAAACGAAACGACGGACAAGGAGAAAGAGAAAGAGAAGAAAAAUGUAAAAGAGGAAUGCCAGAAGCGGCAAGAGAAGCGCGAGGGCGUGUCUGCGGGCGGCGCGGGCGUGCGCGCGCUGCUGCACGCGCAGGACGACAUCGCCGCCGGCCUCGCCUCCAACCGGGCGCUGCUCGCGCGCCUCGUGCACGCCGCGCACGCGCUGCGCCCCUAG
This is a messenger RNA of Papilio machaon (common yellow swallowtail), 2475 nucleotides long. RefSeq names its product inhibitor of nuclear factor kappa-B kinase subunit epsilon (gene IKKepsilon). Gene Ontology annotation, molecular function: protein serine/threonine kinase activity; ATP binding. Gene Ontology annotation, cellular component: cytoplasm. Gene Ontology annotation, biological process: peptidyl-serine phosphorylation. Lineage: Eukaryota; Metazoa; Arthropoda; Insecta; Lepidoptera; Papilionidae. Bases 271 to 2475 code for a protein of 734 amino acids. The transcript is spliced from 7 exons. The record is from RefSeq and is a predicted model, not a curated record.